Messenger RNA from Eimeria acervulina, 3477 nucleotides. RefSeq lists its product as hypothetical. Gene Ontology annotation, biological process: regulation of DNA-templated transcription. Gene Ontology annotation, molecular function: DNA-binding transcription factor activity. Bases 1 to 3477 code for a protein of 1158 amino acids. The record is from RefSeq and is a predicted model, not a curated record. The transcript has a single exon. NCBI's taxonomy places the organism in Eukaryota, Apicomplexa, Conoidasida, Eucoccidiorida, Eimeriidae.
AUGUUAGACUCCUGCGAUCUCCGCUUUCCGAGUCAACCCACUGAACCUCCCCCUAACGCCAAUCAGGUUGCUUUCGCCCAACCAGCUGUACAGGCACCUCAACCCCAAUCUGCAACAGCACAAGAAAACCAACGGGUGCAACAGCCACUUCUUCUCAGUCAGGUCAGAAGCUGCGUCGGCACAGCGCAGGAAGAAGUUCCGCCUUGCGCACCUGCUGGAGGGGAGUUGCUGCAGCAGGCUCACCGUCAGCAGCAGCAGCUGCAGCACCACGAACAUCAGCAGCAGCAGCUCCUGUGGCCACACCGGCAGCAGCACCAGCAUCCACAGCUGCAUCAGCAGCGGCAUCUAUGCGAGGUGCAGCAGAAGGAGAGUCUGAAUUCAGACGUUCAAAACCCGACCUCUCCCUUCACAUCAUCUAAUUGUUUGGGGUUGGGGGCCCCACAUCCACUGCAGCGCGGCCAGUUGCCGUCCCCUCCCCAGUCAUUCUCUGUUCCUUUAGAAGCCGUUCAUCAGCAGAGACAGUCGGAGUCUCAAGCUGAGGGUUCUUCUUCACUGAAGGGCCCCAUAGAAACUGAGCCCCCGGCUGCCCCUACACCUCACCCACACAAACGACAUUCAGGGGGCCCCCGUCUCGGUUCAAGCGCUGAGCAGGUGGCUGCAGCAUUGUGCAGCACAGGGGGCCCCCAGGGCUGCCUAGAGGGGCCCCACAUACUGCCAGAGGUCGAGACGACAAGUUCUGAUGCCUCGGGAGAGAGGAGCUCGCAGCAGCAGCAGCAGGAGCAGCAGCAGCAGCAACAGCAGCAGCACCAGCAGCAACUUGUGAGACCCCCGGUUUCAGGGCACCCUCUUUGCUUCGCAGACGGCCCACCCCACCAGCGGGUGGACACCUCGAGGGCGGCAGCAACAGCAGCAGCAGCAGCAGCACGUUGUAGAUCCUUCAAGGUCCUACCAUCAGCAGCAGGAAACACGACUCCAGCAGCACCGGCGGGGGCUGCAGCAGCACCACCAAGAGCAGCAGCAACAGCAAAAGCAGCAACAGCAGCAGCAACAGGAGCAACAGCAGCAGCAGGAGCAGCAGCAGCACGAGCAACACGUAGCAUUGAGGGAGAUUUGUCUGGGGGUUCCUCUUUGUACCGAUCUGUUCGCCGUGCGUUAUCAACAGCUGUAAAGCGGUUAGAAGCAGCAGCAGCGGAACGCAUUCGCUGCUUCAUGGAUGAGGAGUACAGACACCUCGCGUCUCUGCUGCUAUCUGAAGAAGAGGAGGAGGCGCUGCUGCAUGGCUUGCUGCUGGGCCUCAAGCUCGAAAGCUUCACAGAUGCAGGCUUAUCAGCUCUCUUUGAGCUGCUUCAGGGGCUCCCAGCCGCUGCAGCAAAUGCUGCAGCACAAACCAAUUCAGGGGCCCCCCCAGACACCAGCUGGGGCCCCCCCGUCUAUGGUACUCUAACGAGCUGUCAAGACACCUCAGCAACAACCCAACGAGAAGCAGAAAUAACCCUUCCUCCUUGCAGCUCAAGAGGAAGGCUCGACCUAUCUGCUCAAUCAGCAAGGGGGCCCUCCCUGGGGUCCCCAGGGUCCCCUGGGGCCCCCACAGACUUUGUUCUUACACCCCGAGGAUCAAUUGUUGAGGCAGCAGCUGCAGCACUGCAGCCGGCAUUGCGGGAGUAUUUGGAUUAUAUUGAUGAAGUGGAUGGCUUCGUAGACAUCAUGAGUGAAAGCAAACCAACUCGCAACAGGUGUAUAUACACCCCAGACGGGGGGAGGCAGCAAGAGAGAGCAGCAGCUGCUGCUGGAGGCAAACACAAUGGCGGUGAAGUCAGGACCUCUCGUAUGCAAGCAGCAGCAGCAGCAGCAACGUCAAGAACAGCACCAACAGCAGCACGGGACUCGGGCAAAGCAGCAACAGCAACAGCGGCAGCAGCAGUAGCAGAUAUAGCUGUAGCUGCAGCAGCAGCUGCAGAAUUCAUGGAAGGCACAAGCGCAAAAGCCGGUCUCUCAGCUCUGACGCACAAACCCCAAAGAAGGAGGCCCCGUCACAGCGUCUCUAAGAGGGGGAUGGCAACGUGGGGGCCCCCAGCAGCUCUAGGGGGGCCCCCAGCAGCCCUAGGGGCCCCCUUUGAAGAGUCUUCACCUCUUCCUUUGACGGAAGGGAUUCGAGCGAAAAGGCAAUGUCAGGGGCUCCCUAGUGUGUCUUUCUUGUGCAGUUCUCCGUUGACUUCUGCUGGUGCUUGGGGCCUCCCCCACCUCAAGCACCAGCAACAGCAGCAGCAGCAGCAGCACCAACACUGGGGGCUGUCUAGCGAGAGAGAGAGCUUCCUCCUUGAGAAGAGUCAAGCUGUUUCCUCUCCUUCGCGGAUCUCUCCAUCGUGUGCAGAAUCCUUCCCUAUGAUUAACCCUUGCAAGCCGUGUACUGUAGAGGCCGCAUUCCGCAGCAGCAGCAGCAGCAGCAACAGCAGCAGCAGCAAGAGCGGGAUCUGCAGUGGUGCGUCUAGCGGGUGCCCCUGCAGCAGCAGUACGAGCAGCCGGGUUUUGAUUUCAUCUUCGUUGUGUCCAGGGGGUGUAGUAUGUGAUGCUGCGCCUCCUCCUUCCACCGUCACUUCGGGUGUAUGUACACCCGGUGCUGUUGAGGUCGGGGCUAUUUCUAGUCUGCGUUCUCCUGUUAAGGGGGUCUACUACGACAGUUUAAAGAAGCUUUGGCGUGUGCAGUGGCAAACCACCGCAGCAGCAGAGGGAGGGGGGGGGCCCCCAGGGGCCCCCGGAGAAGGCAAACGAAUUUCGCGUUCUUUUAGCUGCAAUCGACUAGGGUUUGAAGCUGCAAGGGCCAGAGCAGUAGCAUGGAUACUCUCUAGGGGCCUCGUUGGCGAUGGGGGGGGCCCCGGUUGGUUUCCGUCAGAUAUUUCAGGUGUAUGUGCAGCUCUACGCGCUGCAGAGACGUGGGAGAUGGUGCAGGAUACUCAAAUAAAAGAAUUCGCUGCUUUCGUUGACCCUAAACGCUUUCUUCUCAGAGUCGAGGGCUUCUACCUUACUGCAAAAAUGACAGGGGGGGGAGGCCUUGCACCCGCACCCACAAACAAAACCCCUUCCCCCCUAAGCAGCAGCAGCACCAGCAGCAGCAGCAGUAGUAAUGUGUGCAAUACGGACUCUCUUGGAGACCGUUUGAAUUCAUUCUGCGCUUCCGGGGGUCGCAGCGCCUCAGGGGGAAAGAGGGGGGCCCGUGGGGUGUCUACAGGAGGCAGACAAAGAGGGUUUUCUUCUCUUAGUCUCGAUGAGAUGCUGAAGAUUGUUUGGGGAGAGCCGCGAGAAGCUGCUGCGUUUAUUCUCGCUAGUGCAGCAGCACAAGGACAGGGGUUUUCUUCUUCUUCAUCUUCCUUUAUGUUGAAUGCAGGAACGAAUGAAACCAAGGGCCUGCUUUUUCUUGAAAAUAAAUUAACUACAACACCCAAUAAAAACGAACAGUGCUGCUGCAUUAAAAGGGAAUAA